This is a messenger RNA of Solanum verrucosum, 724 nucleotides long. RefSeq lists its product as uncharacterized. The coding region runs from base 5 to 697 and encodes 230 amino acids. The record is from RefSeq and is a predicted model, not a curated record. The transcript is spliced from 5 exons. NCBI's taxonomy places the organism in Eukaryota, Viridiplantae, Streptophyta, Magnoliopsida, Solanales, Solanaceae.
UAUUAUGGAAAAAGAGAUAGAGAAAAAAAAAUUAAGAAUUCUGUGUCUUCAUGGCUUUAGAGGAAGUGCUGAAAUUCUCAAGAAAUUGAUUUUCCGGUGGCCGGAAUCCGUCAUCGGAAAAUUGGAUUUGGUUUUUUUGGAUGGACCUUUUCCAGCUCAGGGGAAAUCUCCACUUGAAGGUUUUUUCGAUCCUCCUUACUUUGAAUGGUUUCAAUCAAAUAAGGAUUUCACAGAAUUUUACAAUUUUGAAGAAUGCCUAGAGUAUAUAGAAGAUUUUAUGUUAAAGAAUGGACCUUUUGAUGGUGUUCUUGGUUUCUCACAGGGAGCUGUUUUAGGUGCAGCAAUUCCAGGCAUGCAAAGGGAUGGAGUGGCUCUAACAAAAGUUCCAAAAAUAAAGUUUGUGAUAAUAAUAUCAGGAGCUAAAUUUGGAGGACCAAUUUAUGGGAUACCAAAAUUGGCUGCAAAUGCAUUUUCAUCUACUAUUAACUGUCCAUCCCUUCACUUCUUAGGGGAGGCAGAUUUCCAGAGAAAAGAAGGUGAAAUUCUGCUAGAGUGUUUUGUGGAUCAACAAGUGAUUCAUCAUUCUAAAGGACAUACCAUACCUAAACUAGAUGAUAGAAACGUUGAAAUAAUGCUUGGAUUUAUUGAAAAAAUUUCAACAACUUUGAAACAGGGCACGAGUUUAUCGACAGUAUAAAUUAUUCUCAAAUGUUAUUUUGUUUUC